Messenger RNA from Schizophyllum commune H4-8, 3842 nucleotides. Its product is annotated as BAR-domain-containing protein. Bases 197 to 3616 code for a protein of 1139 amino acids. The transcript is spliced from 15 exons. Gene Ontology annotation, biological process: regulation of transcription by RNA polymerase II. The record is from RefSeq and is a predicted model, not a curated record. Lineage: Eukaryota; Fungi; Basidiomycota; Agaricomycetes; Agaricales; Schizophyllaceae. Gene Ontology annotation, molecular function: protein binding. Gene Ontology annotation, cellular component: cytoplasm; SWI/SNF complex; nucleus.
GGCCCGUGAACGCGUCCUUGUCCUCGUCCCUGUUCUGGUUUGCCAUCAGCACUCCCUCUAGCUCGCGUCCGAACCUAGUGUUCUCAUUGACUGCAGCGUCCUCCGACAGAACGGCGCACGACCUCGCCCGGUGUCCUUCAAGCGUCAAGCGCGCUAGCGACAUCUUCAACCCAAACCAGUCCCCCACUUACUCACUAUGGACGCUCCCAAGUUCACGAAAAAGCGCAAGCUCACGAGCAAGUCCCUCCCUGCCAGUCUCGCGCAGACGCCCGAAUUUGCGGAGGAGUCGCAGAUGUACACUUCCCUCCUCGAGACCGAACGGCGGCUCGACUGGACAUUAUCGCGAAAGAAGGCCGAGGUGCAGGACGCGUUGACGAGGGUGGUUGGGACCACCCGGACCCUGCGCAUCUUCCUCUCGCAUACCGUCAGCGGGCAGCCGUGGCAGACCGGCGGCGUCCCACCCGAGAACACAAACUUCGAGACCGGCGAAGGCAUUCCUGCGUGGUCGUUCCGGAUCGAGGGCAGGUUGUUGGAGCCGCCCAACGCGCGAACGAAGGACAAGGCGGCCACGACGCGCAAGUUCAGCACCUUGAUCAAGCGCAUGGUCGUCGAGCUGGACCGCGACCCGAGCACGUAUGCGGAUGGGAAUGUGGUGGAGUGGCCCAAAACGCCCGGCGGCGCCAACCCGCAGCUGGAUGGUUUCACAAUCCGCCGCACAGGCGACACGCCGGUCGACAUCCGCGUCGUGCUCUACCUCGAGCACCAGCCGGAGCAGUUCAAGGUGGAUGAGCAUUUAGCAAACAUCAUCGGCAUCAAGCAAGAGAGUCGCCAGGGCGUCAUCCAGGCGCUAUGGAACUACGUCAAAAUCAACGGGCUGCAGGACAAGGUCGACCGGACGAUGAUUCACCUCGACGGGCCCUUGAAGCAGCUCGCCGGCCGCGCCGACAUCCAGUUCCAGAUGCUCCCCGCGCUAGCGAACAAGUUCCUCCGGUCGCCCGACCCGAUACUGCUGCGCUACACCCUCGAUCCGAGCACCUUCCCCCCUGACAAGCCCCUGGCGUUCGACGUGGAGCUGAAGAUGGAGGACACAGCGAUGAAGGGGCGGAUGCAGGCGGUGGUCGCGCCGAGCAAGGAGCAUCUGGCGGCGCUGGGGAAGUUGGAGGAGGAGAUCGCACUGCACGUCCAAUCCCUGCACAACGCGCACCUCAAGCGGUCGUUCCUCUCCUCUUUCGCGGACGACCCGGCGACGUUCAUCCAACAGUGGUUGGAGAGCCAGAGUCGGGAUCUGGAGAACAUACUCGGGAGCGGGCCGUCGAUGGGGAAGACGCUAAGGGCGGAGGAGCUACGGAGGGCGGAGUUCUUCAGGCUGCCGUGGGUCGGGGAGCUGGGGAAGCUGCGCCAGUGGGCCGGCGAGGUGAUCGCGUCGCGAGAGAAGACGACCGUGUCGGACGAGUUGCAGGAGCUCGAGCAGGAUAUCGAGCUCCGGCGGGCGGGGGCAAAGAGACUCGUCUACGCCGCGGAGGGCUUCGCGCACUUUCUUGCAAAGAAGAAGGCGAACGAGGCGAUCGACAGCGGGGAGAAGCUGCUGCCGAUCGACACGCUGGGCGUCGCGCAGAUCACGCACGGGGAGGAGUUCGAGUCGGAGUAUGGCGAAGCGCUCACCAAGCUCGGCCGCGCGCACUGCAAGAUCGCGACGCUGCAGGAGACGUUCGCGCUGCAGUUCGAAGACACGUACCUCGCGUCGCUGAAGUCGCUGCUCGACGACAUACGCGAGUAUGACGUGCAGCGGAAGAAGCUCGAGAGUCGAAGGUUGAGCUAUGAUGCGGCGCAUGCGAAGGUGGAGAAACUGAGGGGCGCGGGCUCGAAGAAGGACAAGGAGAGGAAGGAGGCGGAGGAGGAGCUGGAGAGAGCGCAGUUUCGAUUUGAAGAAGCGGAGGAAGACUUGCGCGCGCAUAUACAUCAGAUCCAGGAGUCGGAGGCUUCGUUGUUGCGUGAAGUGACGGUGUCGCUCGACUCGGAGAUCAAGUACGUGAAGAAUUGGCUAGAGAUCCUGGAGGAAACGAGGGAAGACUGGCCCGAGACCAAGAGCAUCCUUGCCACGAACAAUGCCCCAACAAGAAAGCUGUCCACCUCACGCGCAACUCACAACCGGCAAGCCUCCAGCCUAUCGCGUGCCACUGCGAGUGCCCUGUCUCGUUCAACUUCCUCUAAGCGCUCGGAUCGCCCUCCAACGCCGGACUCCUCGGAUGAAGAGGAUUCCAAGGACAGCAAAGCUCGUUCUCGUGCAACAUCACUAUCUCACAGUCGCUCCGGAUCGCGCGCCGACGCUCGCCCUCCCUCUCGUCCCCCUUCGCGCCCCGGAUCUUCGCUAGCCAGAAAACGCGCGGAUAGCAACGUUACCGCUGGUGGCAAGGAGGACCGCGAAAAGGAUAAGGACAAAGAGAAGGAAAAAGACAAGGAGAAGGAGAAGUCCCGCAAGAUGAGCGUGUCCAACUGGGCCGCCUCCCUCGGCCGGAGCAAGAAGAAGCCCGAGGAGCCGGAGGAGAAGGAGCCUGUCAUGGCGCGCGACGAGCGCAAGAAGUUCGCCUCGCUCGAGGACGUCGCGCACGACAGCGACUCCGCGGCCGCCAACACUUCCACGUCCUCCUCGCGCGUCGGCCUCCCGAUCAUCGGGCGCAAGCAGUCGAACAAGAGCAUGAAGAGCAAGUCGCCGGCGGCGUCGCCGAAGCCGCCAGCGCGUAUUCUGAAGGCGCCGAGCCAGCGCGGGAUGAAGCGCGCACGGGCGCUGUACGACUUUAGCGGCGCGGCGGACGAGCUGUCCUUCCGCGCGGGCGACGAAAUCGCGGUGGUGAGCGAGGUGCUGGACGAGUGGUGGAUGGGCGAGCUGGACGGGCGCAAGGGGCUGUUCCCGUCGAGCUAUGUGGAGGUGCUGGAUCGGCAUGCGGGGGCAGGGAAGGGCGGAGCUGCGGAGAGCGAUGGGAGCCGCGCGUCGUCGCCCGUGGAGAGCGACUUUGAUGACGAUCUCAACGCGCGGCCGAUGCAGCAUAACGACGCGGGGAUAUCGAGCAGUCCGUUCUUUAGCGUCGGCGCGAGCAAGCGAGAGUCCUUUGCCCCCAGUAUCACGAGCAGUGCGGAUGGGGACGAGGGCAGGGGCUUGCUAGGCGCGCGGGAUGAUGACGACGAGUAUGGGAGCUCGACGCAGGGGCAUGGUUCUCACUCGAAUCAUGGCCACAAUUCGAGCUCAGGAUCCCUGGUCCGUGGCAUGUUGAACGCGGCGCCGGCUAUCACGCGCAGAGCGACCACCGGGGAGGCGAGCAAGCGCGCGCCUCCACCUCCGCCCCCACGUAGAACGACUGGUGGCAGCGGCAGCUUGAGCAUCCCGCCGAUUCCUCCGCGUCGCCCGCCAUCGUCGCGCAGCCAGAGUUCGGCAAGCUCCAGUUCGCUGGCGUUGGGACUGAAGCCACAGCAGAGCGGCCACGACUACGACGUCUCGCCUUUCGAGAGCGCGUAUGACCUGGACGCCAUCACGCCAGGCAAGACAGGAUGCGACCAGUUUAAGCAAAACCCCUUCAAGCCACAGGGGUUCUGCAAUAACUGCUUCCAAUUCCACACAUAGACGUGGCUUUUGUCGAGGAAAGCCCUGCACGUCAGUGCUUUGCUGGGAUAUACUUUUCUCGAUGCUUUUGGUUGUUAGAAACGGACACUUACACACGAUAGACUAUCCCGAUAGGACUUUACAUAUGAUACUACUGCCUAUCCGAGCUGGACUCCUUACAGCCGCGUGCAGGCUGAGCGAACGAAUGCUAAGGCGUCAGCUGUUUUAACACCGAGAGUCUGUUGAG